Benincasa hispida (wax gourd) is the source of this 596-nucleotide messenger RNA. Its product is annotated as ATP synthase epsilon chain. The record is from RefSeq and is a predicted model, not a curated record. NCBI's taxonomy places the organism in Eukaryota, Viridiplantae, Streptophyta, Magnoliopsida, Cucurbitales, Cucurbitaceae. Gene Ontology annotation, biological process: proton motive force-driven mitochondrial ATP synthesis. Gene Ontology annotation, cellular component: mitochondrial inner membrane. Gene Ontology annotation, molecular function: proton-transporting ATP synthase activity, rotational mechanism.
UAAGGCAUAUCAACGAGACUGCAGAGAGUGAGAGAGAAUCAAGGAGUUUAUUUUGAGGAACAGAGGUAGAGAGAAAGAGAGAAAAAGUUGCAGAGAAAUGGCUUCGAAUGCAGCGGUUCCCUUUUGGAGAGCGGCGGGGAUGACUUACAUCACAUACUCAAACAUUUGCGCCAAUCUGGUCAGGAACUGUCUCAAGGAGCCUUACAAGACCGAGGUUCUCAGCCGCGAGAAGGUUCACUUUUCCGUUUCCAAGUGGGUUGACGGCAAGCCCCAAAAGCCCACUCUGAGAUCGGACACUCCUGAAGCGUGAAGGUGGUGGGAGUUGGCGUUUUGAAGGUGUUUCUGUUUUUAUUAUAAACAUGAUCACUUUUUGGAAUCAAACCUUUUAUGGAAAUAAAUUGAUGAAUCUCUGAAAUUUCCAUGGGGUUGAACCGAACACCCUCUCAUUCCCAUAUUGUAAACCAAAAGCGGUUCAUAAGCUCUCAUUUCUUUUAAAACCUAUUUACAGUUAAUUCCAAUAAUUAAUUUUCUAACCGCUGGCGUUGGGCCGUUGGCUGUAUUCCUUCCGUUAAAUAAUGGAUUUAAUUUUUCAUUUA